Molecule: messenger RNA, 1062 nt
Organism: Caenorhabditis elegans
Lineage: Eukaryota; Metazoa; Nematoda; Chromadorea; Rhabditida; Rhabditidae
Gene: str-27
Product: Seven TM Receptor
Exons: 6
Coding region: 1-1062 (353 amino acids)
Source: RefSeq, marked reviewed
AUGAGCAGGAUGGAAGAAGUUCUCGCAGAUGUGAUAUCAUAUUCAGCAUAUUUUGUCACCCUAGCGCUUAACAGUACUUUGAUCUACCUGACUAAAUACUGUUCGACUAGACUCACAAUCAUCUAUCGUCGCAUGAUCAUCGGUUUUGCAGUUUUUGGGAUCGGAUUCUCUACGUUGGAUAUCGUGGUGAGACCUAUAAUGCACUCUUACAACGGAUGUUUUUUGUACUUCAGUUUGAAAGGAUCAUUUCGUUCGUCGAAAGCUAUCACAGAAAUGCUUCUAGCGAUAUACUCUGCCGUCUACGCAGCGAUACUAUCAUUCCUCACAAUUCAGUACAUCUACAGAGUGUGCGUUUUAAGGUGUCCACAGUUGGUGCAGUACUUUCGCGGUUGGCGGUUUAUACUGUGGCUUGGAUACGUGUUCAUGUUUGGGCUUGCGUGGGGAGUUAUCACCUAUUUUUAUGCGUACCCGGACGAAUACGCAAGGGAUUAUGUCAGAGAGGAAAUGUACGAACAGUAUAAAGUGGAUUCGGACAAGGUUGCACUCUUUGUACUACUUGCGUAUGGUGAAAACAAUGGCACAAAGUUUGUUCGUCCUCAAAGUUUAAUUUGCAUAUUUGGACAGAUGGGUAUCAUGAGCCUACAGUACAUGAUUAUGAUGAUAUGUGGAAUUUUGAUUUACAAACAGAUAAAAGCAGAUCUAAAGGAGACCACAAUGAUACUGAACAGCAAAUUUCAAAAGCAAAUCUUCAAUGCCUUACUGUACCAACUAGUCGCUCCAUCACUUCUCGUCCAUCUUCCAGCAGUUCCCCUAUUCUUUGCUCCAUUCUUCGACAUGAAAUUCAGUUUCCGAACUAGAGUUGUUGUCUAUUUUUUCAGUGUCUACCCUCUUCUAGACAGCCUAAUUCUGCUCACAGUUGUAUCCGACUAUAGACUAGCAGUCAGAAAAAUUGUGGCCAACAAAGCGGUUCAGCUGGUUGCAAUGCUUAAUGUGGGUACAGUGACCCCAACAACCGCCACUAAUCAAACAGCGGAAAAUCGAGUUGCGGAAAAUGCUCUUUGA